This is a messenger RNA of Olea europaea var. sylvestris, 1553 nucleotides long. Its product is annotated as BTB/POZ domain-containing protein At1g55760-like. The coding region runs from base 342 to 1328 and encodes 328 amino acids. The record is from RefSeq and is a predicted model, not a curated record. The transcript is spliced from 4 exons. Lineage: Eukaryota; Viridiplantae; Streptophyta; Magnoliopsida; Lamiales; Oleaceae. Gene Ontology annotation, molecular function: protein binding.
AAACCAGCAUUUGUCAAUGAAAUUGGUGCUCCAUAGCCAGAAGUGCAGUGUAAGCCAGAGUAUCAACAAAACCUCUCUCUGCAAAAACUUCACUAUCAAUGGCGUGAAGCACGAUUAACUAUAAUAAUCUUGCGUGCCGGAAAUUUUAUUUUCAACUGGGCAUAAACAUCAAUUGAUCGUAUAUAGUGUUGCACGUGUAGAAAGAGACGAGAGAGAAAGGUAAUUGUACUAAUAUAUGAGGAAGAGAGCGAGAAGCAAAGCUGGGAAAGCACGGAGAUCAGUUGUUGGAAGGAAUUUUCGAUUGUAUCCAUGAAAUCACUGCGGCACUUGCUUUCUCUAGGAUGAGCGAAUCUGCGUAUCAAGUUGAAACGACGUCGCGCCUCGCCCAAUGGCGGAUCGAAAACUUGGCCUCCUGCACUUAUAGGAAAUCAGACCCUUUCAAGAUCGGCAAAUGGAAUUGGCAUUUAUCUGUGGAGAAGAAUCGGACUUUGUCCAUUAAAUUGUACCCGGAGGUAUCAAAUAUAACUAGAGAAAGUCCUCCAAUUGCAUCUUUUAUAAUUAAAGUGGUAUCCUCAGUAGGAGAUCGCAAGAGUUUGGUUCAUCCAGAAGUUAUUGAUAAGCAGCUUAAAAACAACGACGAUUUUGUUUGGGCGAUUGAGGUUCCUUUAACUGGGAAAUUCAUCAUCGACGUGGAAUUUAUUGAUUUAAAGACUUCGUUUCCUAAUGGUGCAGAACCUUGCUCGAUUUGGAGUGAAGGUUUUACACAGAGACAGUCAACUGAAACAGCUCUAUCGUCCCUUGGUCGAAUGUUUUCUGAAAGCAUUCACACGGAUAUUGUAAUAAAUUCAUCUGAUGGGAGCAUUGCAGCACAUCGUGCAGUUCUUGCUUCCAGGUCACCUGUAUUCCAAAGCAUGUUCUUGCACAACCUGAAAGAGAAAGAAAUAUCUGCAGUAAACAUUUCCGACAUGUCAAUUGAAGCCUGCCAGGCCUUUCUCAAUUACUUGUACGGUAACAUAGAAAACGAACAAUUUCUAACCCAUAGACUACCCCUUCUUCGGGCAGCAGACAAAUACGAUAUCUCAGAUUUGAAAGAAGCCUGUCAUGAGAGUUUACUGGAAGACAUUGACUCCACGAAUGUGCUGGAGAGGCUGCAAAAUGCUUCUCUGUAUCAACUGCCAAAACUGAAGACCAGCUGUAUGCAAUAUCUUGUGAAAUUCGGUAAGAUCUAUGAUAUACGAGAUGAUUUCAAUGAAUUUAUUCAGUGUGCAGAUAGAGAACUGAUUGCCGAAAUCUUUAAUGAAGUUCUCGCUGCCUGGAAAGGGUUCUGAAUCCCGGCUUAAGGGAAACAGAAAUGGCAUACCAGACGAGGUUUUUAUAUACUAGCGUGCAUCAUUCCUCGUUCAUAAACAGAUAUUCUUUCGUUUAAAUGCCUAUUGUUUGUUUGCAUGUACAGACAUUAAUCUCAAUGUAAUAUUUCACGAAUUACACCUGGACCACAAUGAUGUGAAUAUGAUUAAUAUCAAUGAAAUUCUACAUUUUAUUUAUCGUGUAUA